AAAACGCUGAUUUUGUAUCAGCCGUGCUCAGUGGUCAUACAUAAUGAAAGGAAUCGUUUUAAUUUUCUUCGCUGCAAGCCUUGCGCUCGUCGAGCCACAUGGCUUCCUUCGAACUCCCCUUGCCAGAACGUCGAUUUUCCGACAGCCAAGUUUCGGCGCCCAACAACCGUUUUGGUGGGAUGAUACUGGAGUAUGGUGUGGAAAUGUCCAGCAAGAUAUAAAUUUCUCGACGUGUGGCCGAUGUGGUGACGCCCCAGGAAACACGCAUGCCAACCAAGGAGGCAGAUACGAUAAAGGAAUCAUUACAGCUACCUAUAAUGCCGGAGCCAGAAUCCGUGUUGAGGCCCAACUCGAUGCUGCGCACCAGGGCUUCUUCCAUUUGGAACUGUGUGCCCAACAAACGGAGAACAAUAACUGUUUCCAACGGCUUCCUGUUCUUGCAUCAAACAAUCAAGUCAGAGACGGAACAGCAUGUGUUACAAUGGCCUCUCAAACUAUUUGGGCUGAAAUUCAAUUGCCAGCUGGUGUCAGAUGUAAUAGAUGUACUCUCAGAUGGACGUACAGAACCGCUUAUCCUCCAGCCCCCAAUACGUGCUUCAAUCCCAACCCUGCCCAGACAUUCAGAAACUGUGCUGAUAUCCGCAUUCAGUAAUUGUCGCCGUGCAGAUGGCAAAUUUAAUUUGGCAAAAUUGGUCAACCACUUUUAUUCGCAUUAAAAAAAACUAA
Molecule: messenger RNA, 726 nt
Organism: Bradysia coprophila
Lineage: Eukaryota; Metazoa; Arthropoda; Insecta; Diptera; Sciaridae
Source: RefSeq, a predicted model, not a curated record